AUGUACACCCGUCGAGAAAAAGCCAGUAUUGGUACCUUCGACGUCACGAUACAGAUACAGAUACAUUUGCUUAUUAAAGCUGAAUGUGGACAAUCAUUGCAUUAUGCUUCAAAUUUCCUGUGUAUCCCUAUAACCAAAUGUGACAAACCCACAAGUACCCAUUUACGUAGUCUUGGGUGUAACUCCACGGACUUUGAACUACCAAAAGGGCUUUUGAUACUGUACAGAAGUGGGAUAUUUUCAAUAUACUGUUCGUCAUCCGACAUUAACAUAUGCCCGAAACACAGGGAUGAUUUUGGAAUAUAUUGGAGGCGUCAAACGAGAAAGUGCCAGUCACCUACACAUCCAGACCAGAGUGUUGCAAAACCAAACAGAGGCAUACCAGCAUCAGUAUGCAAAGAGCUAUGGAUGACAAAGAGAAUAUCUCUGCCAGUUGGUUCAGAUUCAGAAUGUGACUUUCCACUCGGACAUUUUCCCAGACCACAACCUCUGAUUGGGAAGAAGAAAACAUGGCCCAAAGAGAGAUUUUCAAUGCUGCACUGA
Messenger RNA from Mytilus trossulus (common blue mussel), 543 nucleotides. RefSeq lists its product as uncharacterized. Bases 1 to 543 code for a protein of 180 amino acids. Lineage: Eukaryota; Metazoa; Mollusca; Bivalvia; Mytilida; Mytilidae. The transcript has 2 exons. The record is from RefSeq and is a predicted model, not a curated record.